Molecule: messenger RNA, 651 nt
Organism: Bombina bombina (fire-bellied toad)
Lineage: Eukaryota; Metazoa; Chordata; Amphibia; Anura; Bombinatoridae
Product: bombinin-like peptides 3
Exons: 2
Coding region: 1-564 (187 amino acids)
Biological process (GO): defense response to bacterium
Cellular component (GO): extracellular region
Source: RefSeq, a predicted model, not a curated record
AUGAGAAGCCCAGAACUGCAGCGACGUAGAGGUGAAGAGAACGACAUACAGUCUCUGAGUCAGAGGGAUGUUUUAGAAGAAGAAUCACUGAGGGAAAUCAGAGGUAUAGGAGGAGCCCUCCUAAGUGCUGGUAAAUCAGCUUUAAAAGGCUUGGCUAAGGGAUUGGCUGAGCAUUUUGGGAAGAGAACAGCUGAAGAUCAUGAAAUGAUGAAAAGACUGGAAGCCGCAAUACAGUCUCUGAGUCAGAGGGAUGUUUUAGAAGAAGAAUCACUGAGGGAAAUCAGAGGUAUAGGAGGAGCCCUCCUAAGUGCUGGUAAAUCAGCUUUAAAAGGCUUGGCUAAAGGAUUGGCUGAGCAUUUUGGGAAGAGAACAGCUGAAGAACAUGAAGUGAUGAAAAGACUGGAAGCCGUAAUGCGUGAUCUAGAUUCCUUGGAUCAUCCAGAGGAAGCUUCUGAAAAGGAAACCAGAGGCUUCAAUCAAGAGGAAAAAGAGAAACGCAUUAUAGGGCCAGUAUUAGGUUUGGUUGGUAGUGCACUUGGAGGUUUACUUAAAAAGAUUGGAUAAUUAAAGCCAGUAAAACUUUGCUUUCAUGAAUAUUUGUAAAAUGAUGCUAAUCAUUGUAAAUAAAGCACAAAAAACUAUUUAAACAAA